Jaminaea rosea is the source of this 1818-nucleotide messenger RNA. RefSeq lists its product as hypothetical. The transcript has 2 exons. Bases 178 to 1434 code for a protein of 418 amino acids. The record is from RefSeq and is a predicted model, not a curated record. Lineage: Eukaryota; Fungi; Basidiomycota; Exobasidiomycetes; Microstromatales.
CUUUGGUAUCCUUCCUUAUAGACUAGGCGCCUCAUACCUUCCAACUACGGGCAACUAGACUGCGCUUCGCAAAGGGGAGGCGCGGUCUCACGCCGUCCUUGCCAGAAUCCUUGGCUACUCAACGUACCAUACUCCAGCCUCCGCUUUGGUGCGUGCAUCACGCAGCCGCCCGUCACAAUGAGCUCAGCACACACUUCACCAUGGGAUCGAAAGCUGACUAGCCUAAGCGGCUUUGAAACGCUUCCUUCUGAGCUCAAGACGUACAUUACUCAGCUUGCCUGCCGUCUUCCACCAAUCCGCUGUCGAGCGCGUCGAGAUGCCUCACCGACAACAGUUGACAAGAGCACAGCGCUGAGCUUGGCUCUUGUCUCUUGCGACUUCUACAACAUUGUGAUUGUGGAGCUCUACAAGCACAUUCGUAUCACCCGCCCUAGUGCACUUCAGAUGCUUGUCACCACCUUCACCACACGCGCAGCUUUGGGCAAGCUGGUGCAAAGCUUAUUCGUAGGCGUCGAACAGCACAUCGACGAGGAUUGGUGGCCUCUUCGAAUCGUCACUUCGCCUGCAUUGCAAGGACAAAAACAAUGCCGUACCGUCUUCAGAGUAUCAUUGGGCCACCAAGACUCCAUUCGGCCAUCGUGGUGCUGUCCCAGCCAUGACUUCGAUCUCAAUGAAGAGCUCAAUGAAGAGCUUGACAACAAGGAUUUCGUCGCAAGUCCCAUGCGCGCUGUCAGCGCUGCCAUCAAAGCUGCUGCUCAAGGGAUAGGAGUCAGUCUUUUAGAAGCAGAGGCUGAUUCUACUGGAAAUGAAAUCGGCAGCGAUGCUUGGCAUAUUCAAGUACUGGAGACUUGUGCAGCCAUCGAGCUCUUUUUGAUGCGCAUGCGACAAUGCGAGGACGAGCAAAGGAAUGCAAAGCACGAUGUUGACUACCCUGUGCUUGUCAUCACCAAGCCUCCGAUGCCGAAGCAUUCUGUCAACCGUAGUCAUCGCUCUUUCAAGGUCUCACACGGCGAGAUUACGGAGAGGCUAGCCGCUCCAAAGACCAAGUACGAUCGUUUCGAUCAUCCCCUUCUCUUUGCCCGUGUAGGCGUCCCUUGGGCUGCUCGAGGACCAGAUGGCCAAUUACACUCUGGGGAUGGAGACGAAGACGCUAUAGUAGUUGCCGAAGGGGAAAACCUCGCCGACGUCUUUUCACCUCGUGAUAGAUACGAGUCACCUUCUUCGGAUGAGCCUCUCGUAGCCAUCAAUAGCGCAUCCCUUUCUCUGGAUCUACCCAGCUUUGCGACGAUAGGCGGUAUCCUCUCGCUCGUUCGGUCUCUUCUUGGCUUCACACCUUCACUACGGACGCUCUCUCUGACGGAGUUCCUCGAGCUUGCUGUCUGCGGAACACAGUCGCCGCCAGCGCUGGACAGGCUGCAAUCUCGUACCCUCUGAUCGAGGUCUGUCUACAUCGCGACAACGUCGCCGCAAUUCUCAAAGCAGCGCCUUCACAACGCAUUCGAGAGGCAUUGAGUGAGGGUGGCUCUCUACCAAACACGUCCCGCCGCCUCAAAAUGAUAGAGCACUCGAACUCUGCGACAGAAAGUGGCUACUCGACAUGGGCCGCCAUCAGCAAGCGUCGUGAUAGUGAAGAGGGGAAUUGGAGUUGGUGGGAGAACAGCGCACUUACGUACGGGACCGAGUCUAUGCGGCUGUACUGAGGCGGGCAGGGCCGAGCUGACCAGCGGUUGGCAAAAUUGGGCGGAUGGCGUCCAGUAUCGUAGGUGAGCGAGAAAGGGCUCACAGCAUGUAACAAAUGAGAACAGUAGUUGGACAACG